Messenger RNA from Diceros bicornis minor, 1971 nucleotides. RefSeq names its product armadillo repeat containing 10 (gene ARMC10). Gene Ontology annotation, cellular component: mitochondrion. Lineage: Eukaryota; Metazoa; Chordata; Mammalia; Perissodactyla; Rhinocerotidae. Gene Ontology annotation, biological process: negative regulation of intrinsic apoptotic signaling pathway by p53 class mediator. The transcript has 6 exons. The coding region runs from base 164 to 1087 and encodes 307 amino acids. The record is from RefSeq and is a predicted model, not a curated record.
GUCGUUUCCGGUAGGCGGAGCUCAGACCCCCGUUUCCUUUCUCCGCGGCCAGGUCGCGCUCGCACGGCGGUCGACCGCCCUGCUCCGGAGACCACCCCCCGCGCCGGUGCGUACAAGCCGCCCGCGCCAGGCCCCCAGGAGCUGCGCCGCGGCCCCCGGCAGCAUGGGCGGCGCCCGCGACGCGGGCUGGGUGGCGGCGGGCCUGGUCCUCGGCGCCGGCGCCUGCUACUGCGUUUACAGGCUCACGCGGGGCCGGCGGCAAGGCGGCGGCGGGCAUCGCCUGCGCCCCUCGCGGUCCGCAGAAGACUUAACCAAUGGCUCACAUGAUGAUGUCCUAAAUGCUGAGCAACUUCGGAAGCUCCUCUACCUGCUUGAGUCAACUGAGGAUCCUGUAAUUAUUGAAAGAGCUUUGGUCACUCUGGGUAACAGUGCAGCCUUUUCAGCUAACCAGGUCAUUAUUCGUGAAUUGGGUGGUAUUCCAAUUGUUGGAAGCAAAAUCAACAAUCCCAACCACAGUAUUAAAGAGAAAGCUUUAAAUGCUCUGAAUAACCUGAGUGUGAAUGUUGAAAAUCAAAUCAAGAUAAAGAUAUACAUCAAUCAAGUCUGUGAGGAUGUCUUUGCUGGUCCCCUGAACUCUGCUGUGCAGCUGGCCGGACUGAGGUUGUUAACAAACAUGACAGUCACCAAUGACCACCAGCACAUGCUUAACAAUUACAUCACAGACCUGUUCCACGUGUUGCUCACAGGAAACGGAAGCACAAAGGUUCAAGUUUUGAAACUGCUUUUGAAUUUGUCUGAAAAUCCCACCAUGGCAGAAGGACUACUUGGUGCCCAAGUGGAUUCAUCAUUCCUUUCCCUUUAUGACAGCCACGUGGCAAAGGAGAUUCUUCUUCGAGUUCUUACAUUAUUUCAGAAUAUAAAUAACUGCCUCGAAAAGGAAGGCCGCUUAGCUGUUCAGCCUACUUUCACUAAAGGUUCACUGUUUUUCCUGUUAUAUGGAGAAGAAUGUGCCCAGAAAAUGAGAGCUUUACUGUAUCACCAUGAUGCAGACGUGAAGGAAAAGGUAACAAUAAUCCCCAAAUCCUAAGUGGUUGGUCAUAUUUUUCCUAAGAGUGACACAGUCCAGACGUAAUGCACAUAAAACUUAUUUUUCAACUUCCUUACAAAGGGUUUUUCAGCUGCCAAGUGUAAACAGUAAAUGUCAUGUUUCAUAAUUAACACAGCUCUAACUUGCCAUCAUGGUCUUUUGGUUUAUUUUAGACCAUUUUAUUGAUACUAAAUGAAUAUGAGUUUGUUCUGAAACUUUUUUUUUCUAUUAUCUAUUUGCUGAAAUACUUCAGUUAUUUCCUCCACAUGACGUGACUGUGACCUUUUUAUGUGUAAGCCACCCUUCUGCUGUUUGAAGGGAUCUGCAGUCACUCCGUGGAGACAGCAGUAGUCUGUGACUGACGAGUUAUGUCAGAACCGCCGCAGGAAGGACCUUGUUCUUUCAGUAGUGACGAGAUCCUGAGCUCUCAAGUCCACCUGCCAGCCCAGACACACUGCUUUCAGAAGUCUGUUCUAAUCAUGAGAAUCUUUUCUAGUCAAUGAAAACUGUAAACUUUUAGGGAAAUGUUUCCUAGUACUCACCCACUCCCUUUCACUGUGCCAGGAUGUAAAGAUGUUAUGUAUAAACUACCAGGAUCAAUCAAAGUGUCCAUCCAUAGGCAACUGGCUAAAUCAAUUAUCUAGUCUUAGAAGAAUGAAGCAGGUCUGAAUGUGCUGAUGUGGAAAGACAUCCAUGAAAUAUGGAUGUCCUUUUUAAAUGAAAAAUAUUUAUGCUUAUAUUUGGACACAACACUUCUGGAAUGAUACUCAAACUCCUGGGAGUGGGGAAAUGACUUCUCUAUGUAUACCUUCUACUGUUUGAAUUUUUUACUGUGAGCAUAAAUUUUAUAAUUUUUUUAAAUAAAAACAACUUACAAGAUUAUA